AUGCUUUCCAAGUGCCUCUUGUAUGUGUUCGCGAUCGGGCUACAAGCCGCCGCUCCUCCAUACGGUCAACUCUCAGUUGUAGGCAAAAACCUUGUCGGUGCAAAUGGACAAAAAGUCGCACUACAUGGAAUGUCCCUUUUCUGGUCUCAAUGGACUGAGGGAUCCACUUUCUACAAUAAUGAUACUAUUCAAGCUUUGAAAUGCUCUUGGAACGCGAAUGUCGUCCGUGCGGCGAUGGGUGUCGAAGCGAAACAGGGCGGCUACUUGAAUAAUCCGACCACACGAAAGGCUGAACUGGCCAAGCUCUACGCAGUUGUGGAUGCCGCAAUUGAUGCGGGAAUCUAUGUGAUCAUUGAUUGGCAUGAUCACAAUGCACAAAACCAGGCCAGCGCAGCAGUCUCUUUCUUCUCAGCCGUUUCCCAAAAAUACGCCUCCUAUCCAAAUGUCAUCUACGAGACUUUCAACGAACCUCUACAAGAUGUUGAUGUGGCUGCUGGUAAUCCAUUGAGUGGAAGCAAUUUGAUGUACACUCUUCACUACUAUGCUGCCACACAUAAGCAAUACUUGAGGGAUAAAGCUCAGACGGCGUUGAACCAGGGACUUCCAAUCUUUGUCACUGAACACGGAACGGUGGAACAUACUGGUGAUGGCCAAGUUGAUCAACAAUCAUCCAAUGAUUGGUACACUUUCUUGGAGGACAACAAAAUUUCCUAUGUCAACUGGGCUAUUUCGAACAAAGCUGAAGGAUCUGCAGCUCUUAAACCGGGAACCACAACACAGCAAGUCGGAGAUGACUCUCGUCUAACCACUUCCGGGCGAUUCGUAAAGAACAGAAUGAGAGAUCAAGAAAAUGGAAUUGCUUGCUCCGGUGUCUCGAACCCACGACAAACAUCGCCUCCUCAAACCAAUCGACCGAAUACAACUCCUCGUCGUAAAAAUGGCUCAUCUGGUCUCCUCGUCUCAGUCGUAUCAGUCAACUCUUGGGGUAACGGAGCUCAAUAUAAAUUGGUUUUCCAAAACACUGGCUCUCAUGCGAUCUGUGGAGCCACUUUCCAGCUCAAUUUAAAUGGGCUCAACAGGGACAAUCACUGGAACUUUGAUCGAAACGGCAGUGCCUGGGUUUUGCCUCCUUGGGCUUGUCGGAGACAUGUGAGCCAUAUUGGACUGGAACUUGGAAAUAACACAGCAAUGGGACAAGCAUUGAACACUUGUGAAGACGGUGAGGACAACUUUAGAAGCCAAAUUGCUAUGAAAUGCUUUGUGAUCAACGGAAUCGAUCCUCUAAUGUCUAAACAAAAUCUUGCCGCUGUUACGCAAGAAUUGAAGACAUUGAAGAUGCUGAUUCACAAAAACAUCGUCGAAUUCAAAGGCGACUUUGAACAUCAAGAGAAUCACAAUCACUAUCGAGUGAUUGUUCUUGAAUAUUUGCCGAAUGGAUCAUUAGAUGAAGUAAUCUUCAAUCCAAACUACAGCUUCACCGAUCACACGGUGAUUGAAUGGUCGAUUGAUACUUUUGAAGGCCUUACCUUUAUGCACUCAAAGAAUAUCCGACAUGGAGAUGUUAAACCAGCAAAUUUAUUUUUGACUAUUGAUUUUCGCAUCAAACUUGGGGAUUUCGAUUUAACGCGAAUCGAGGAAGAGUCAGGUUGCACGGAGAGACAACAAGGCACUGAACGGUACCGAGCGCCCGAGUUGUGGAAAAAGAGAUUUAAUAGUCGACGCAAUGAUGUCUGGUCAACCGGUGUGGUUAUGUGGGAGAUGUUCGCUAGAAAACACUGUUUCAAAAAGGAAUCAGGGCAAGGAAGAUUGGAAGAAUUGAGUCGAAAAUGGGAACUGAAACCACCAAAACUAGAAACUGAUCAUCCAUUUGCGGGCAUUGUGAGAAAGUGUUUGAUUCAAAAUGUGACCCGUCGACCGGUAGCGAGUGAGAUCCACGAGGAUUUGUUGUCCAUUCAAGUGGCCUAUGUGAGCGACUACUCAAAGCGAGAAUUUAAACCAUUUGCGAAACAAGAGCCAACUUCAAUGAAACACCUAGAUUUUGAUGCGAUGCUAGAGCCAGAGAUUCCAAAAGGAUUCGAAAAGUCCUCAGUAUCCGAAGAUCUUCCAACCACUUCCAUAAAUUCUUCCUUAUCUUCCAGUCACAACCAUAUCAGUCUUACUCCAUUCGUCACACUUUCCACUCACUCCAAUUCCUCCUCAAUGAUGUCAACCAGUGAAAAUAUGACUCAAAAGCUGUCAGAUGUUGAACAAUUGCUUACAAGGAAAGGUGUGGCGAGCCAGAUUCCAGAUAUUGUUGUUUCUACUUCAUCAUCUUCUAAUCACAGUAGUAUUAGUCUUCCGCAUUCAGUCACUCUAUCUACAUCAACAGCUUCAACGGAUAAUGAUAUCAUUGAAAGGCUGGAAGAUGGAGAAUUGGGAGUAAAGGUUGAAAGCCAGGUGCUAAAACAAAACAACGUUCUCGCAGCUGACCAGUUGACUCAAAAGUUGAUGGAUCUAUCAAUAACGAUCUCAAAUGUUGUAGAUACAAUAGAACAGAUUCAAUGCCCCAGAACGGCCUCAGCGAGCGGAAAGGCUCAACUCUCGUCUUUGCCAGCUCAAUCUAACCCCAGCAGUGAUUUUUGGGAAACAAUCUUGCAGCAAUUAAUCCAGCUCAUUUUCAUGAUCAAUAAAAAAGCGUCAAAGAGC
Mesorhabditis belari is the source of this 2685-nucleotide messenger RNA. The record is from the annotation of a GenBank genome assembly. Lineage: Eukaryota; Metazoa; Nematoda; Chromadorea; Rhabditida; Rhabditidae.